CAACCACGUAACUUCCUGUAGCCGCAGUAGCCGUUUGGUUGCUAAGCUAAUCGGCCGCUGCAACGAGAUGACGUCAAAGAUGACCGCUGUAAGCACUUUUAAGAAGGAAGUGUCCCUCAUCGUGAGCAGCCUGGCCAGAGCGGUGCUGACGGAGAUCUUCAGUGCGGCGGAGGAAGCUUCUUUAAACCAGCAGAACCGCGAAGCUGAGGAGAAGCUCAGUGCUCUGGUGGAGCAUCUGUGCGUUGAAGCAGUGGAGAAAAUCCUGAAGCUGGUUGAUCUGAGUGUUGUGAAGAGCGAAGGGAACGUGGGACUAGUGCAUGAUGGGAGCGAGGACGCUUCAGAGACAAGGCAGGCAGCAGGAGGUGAAGGUGGUGAGGUUCCCCUCCCCCCCUCAGAGCAGGCCUACAUCCUGAUCUACGAGAACGCCGCCGACUCUGAGUGUCUGUUGGUGUCGCUGCAGAACCAGAGCGCUGACGGUGGAAAUGAAAGCACGUGUGAUGCAACAGGUGAGGAGACGGCGCAACGUGCUGGUUCCUCCCCCUUCUUACCUCCGCCUCAGGCUGAUGACCAUGAGUACGCUCGCUCGGCAUCACCACUUUCCAGCAGCACCUCAGCAGCUGUCGGUGGGGUCAGGAAGAGGACUCGGGGUGGCAGAAAGAAGAAUCCAGUCACAACGUCUGCUGAGGUGACCGAGACUCACCUGCGGUGCUCGCAGUGUGGCAUGUUGUUUCCAAACAGCAAACGGCUCGCCGACCACGAGAAGAAAGCCCACCCGGUGUGCUCAGUGUGUGGCGUGCUGUUCACUGGCGUCCUGAAGCUCCGUGAACACGAGAUCAAAGAGCACGGGCUGCUGCCGUACACCUGUGACUACUGCCCGAAGAGAUUCAACCACAAGGCGCACCGCGACCUGCACAUGAAGGCGCGGCAUACCGGCGAGAAGAGCUGCCACUGCGACAUCUGCGGGAAGGGCUACGCCUGUGUCAGCGUGCUGAAGACCCACCGCAUGACACACUUUGACAAGACGUUCAUCUGUGACGUCUGCGGGAAGGGCUUCUACCACGCCUGCCACCUGACGCGCCACAAACUGGUGCAUCAGGAAGUGCGGCCGUACCGCUGCUCCACCUGUGGGAAGGGCUUCACGCAGGCUGCAAACCUGCGCAGUCAUCAGGUGACGCACACCGGCGAGCGACAGCUCUGCUCAGUCUGCGGCAAGAGCUUCCGCUGCCUGAAAAACCACAUCAUCAGCAAACACUCACAUGAGCUGCCCGCCACAGACGCCAUCAUCAGCUGCGAGGUCUGCGGUAAGAAGUUCCCCAACCAAUCGCAGUACCGGGCACACCAGAGGAGCCACACAGGGGAGAAACCCUUCCACUGUGACAUCUGCGGGAAGAGUUACCGGCUGAAGGAGCUGCUGCGUGACCACCGGUACACGCACACUGGGGAGAAACCGUACCGCUGCUCGUUGUGCUCCAAGACCUUCAACCUGGCCACGAGCUUCAUGAGGCACCGCAGCAUCCACACCGGAGAGACGCCGUACAGUUGCCACGACUGCGGCAAACACUUCCGCCUGCUCACCUUCCUCAAAGCUCACCUGCAGACCAAAGCUCACCUGAAGCAGAUGCAGCAGAGGCGGGCCGAUGCUGCUCAGAAUUGAGGAGGAUGUGCGUCUGAUCUCCCAGCGUUCUGAUUGGUCUGACAGGCACACGGGGAAUGAAAAUAGACAUUUUUCUCACGGCUGCACUAGAAUGGCCUCGUCUGCCACCUGACUGUGAGGAACCAAUCACACAUCUCAGUUUCUGUAAAACAGUCGAGUGUUUU
Messenger RNA from Archocentrus centrarchus (flier cichlid), 1818 nucleotides. Its product is annotated as zinc finger protein 708-like. Lineage: Eukaryota; Metazoa; Chordata; Actinopteri; Cichliformes; Cichlidae. Gene Ontology annotation, molecular function: RNA polymerase II cis-regulatory region sequence-specific DNA binding; DNA-binding transcription activator activity, RNA polymerase II-specific. Gene Ontology annotation, cellular component: nucleus. The record is from RefSeq and is a predicted model, not a curated record. Gene Ontology annotation, biological process: regulation of transcription by RNA polymerase II. Bases 68 to 1654 code for a protein of 528 amino acids. The transcript is spliced from 5 exons.